AUCGCCGGUUGUUCUUGUGGCCCAGUGAAAGCAGAAGGCAUAGUCCACUUUUCAUUCAAGGCAAUCAGAGGCUGCGUGGAGUUAGCAUUCAUUUGUGUUGGUUGAUGUGCCGGCUGGUUGUAUUAACAUUGGACGCCCAAAGAGAGGCUCGAGGGAACGUUACAUGGGGACAUAUUGAUGAAAGAAGACCAUUGGUACUAAAUGAUGGGAUUCAGACGCUGGAUUGUAUGUGGUGGGGCGUUGGAUUGUAGUCCUGACCACGUGGGCCCUCGACCCAAGAAAGAAGAUGGCGGUGUGCGAGCACUGAUUAAGCGACGUCUUGAGAACAAGGCCAAGAGAACUAGCAACACUCAACUGAACCACAUCGGACUAAACAAAGGUGGCAGGCACUAUGGAUCUAAGGAGUCUGUAUCAAUUCCUGUGAGUCCAGUUGGAAGUCUGGAUUUAAAUGCAGAUGCCAGUACCGUGGUCAGGCCAGUGCACAGCUCCAUUUUAGGGGAGAAGUACUGUUUUGAGGUCAUAAACUCUGAGAACACACACUGCUUUGGCUGCUCCUCAGCUGCAGAGCGUGAUCGUUGGAUUGAAGACCUCAGAAGGGCUGCCCAGCCUAAUAAGGAUAACAUUGAGCGCACAGAGAACUCUCUAAAUCUGUGGGUAAAGGAAGCAAAGGAUCUGCCCCCCAAACGGCGUUAUUACUGUGAGGUACACUUGGAUGGGACUCUGCUUGCCCGUACCACCACUCGCCCUGUUGGAAAGGUGUCCAGUGGCUCCACCCUGCCCGGGGAAAGCGCUAAUGGCUCUUCAGGAUACCUGGGCGGCAGCGGAGGUGUUCCUGGGGGAUGUCAGUUAUUCUGGGGAGAGUUCUUUGAACUUGACAAUCUUCCCUGCAUCUCCCAAAUCACCUUGCACCUCUUCCGUGAAGAAGACCCCAAGAAAAAGCCUCAUUCCCGAGAUGAGGUCAGUCUGCAUCCACUGGGUAGUGUGAAUAUAAACUUGGCUGAUAUCCGAGGGAGGACCUAUCAGGAGAAGUGGUAUCCCAUCAUUCCUUCCAAGCUGUCAGGCACAGGUUGCACCAAAGAGCAUCUGGGGCCACAGGCUUCUCUCCGCAUCAAGGCCCGUUUCCAGAACCUGCAGGUUCUACCUAUGGAAAAAUACAAGGAGUUUGCUGAGUAUGUAACUGUGAAUUAUGUGGACAUGUGCACAAGCUUGGAGCCACUCUUGAAUGUGAAAGAAAAGGAGGAGCUCGCCGGGGCUCUUGUACAUGUGCUGCAGAGCAUCGGCAAAGCAAAGGAGUUUCUUGUUGAUUUGGGCGUCGCCGAGAUUGAGCGUCUCGGAGACAAGGAGGCGCUUAUCUUCAGAGAGAACACACUUGCCACUAAAGCCAUAGAUGAAUAUAUGAAGCUGGUUGGACAAAAAUAUCUCAUCAACACGCUAGGGGACUUUAUCAUACGUCUCUAUGGAAUGGGGAACAACUGUGAAGUUGACCCCCGCAAAUGUCAUGCCUCUGAACUACCAAACAACCAGAGGCACUUGAGGGAAAUGUGUGACCAGGUGGUGCGGAAAAUUAUUGACCCCCACAAACACUUUCCCGAAGAGCUGAACAAGAUUUUCUCAAGUUGGGCGGAGCUGUGUGAAGACCAAGGAAGACCAGAGAUUGGUCAACGUCUCAUCUCUGCUUCCCUCUUCCUUCGCUUCUUGUGUCCCGCUGUCCUCAGUCCGUCUCUUUUUGGUUUGACGCAACCAUACCCGGAGCCAAACACCCUGCGCACACUCACCUUAACUGCCAAAGUCAUCCAAAACUUGGCAAACUUCACUCUGUUUGGAGAGAAGGAGGAGUACAUGCUGUUUAUGAAUGAAUUCUUACAGCAGCAUUGGGACAGAAUGAGGGGGUUUCUCAAAACGGUAUCCAAUCCAUACACUGAGGUCCCGAUGAGCUCUUUUGAUGGCUAUGUGGAUCUACCUCUGCGACUGGCCGUGGUGCAUGGCCUGCUGGUGGACAUCAUUCAUCUGAGGGACCAGGAAACAAUUGAGAAAUUGCACCCUCUGCCUAUGAUUCUGAACCAGAUAACAGAGUCAUUGGGCCCUGAGAUACGUCAGAUCACAAUUAACAACACAGGGAAACAAGCUAAGCCAAUGUAUGUUCCUCCAAAAGACUUGGGCAAAUUCAGCCCUCAUCAAUCAUCCCUCCAGCAGCUUCCUCAGGAAUCCAGGAACCUAAGAGAUGGAGAUGUCAAAGCUAGGAGAAGGAACCCAGUCACCAGAACUCAAAGUGCUCCACAUAGACGUCCUGAAAAAAGACUGAAGAGGCAAACAAGUUCUGAAGCUCUGCCUAGAGCUAACCAUGAACGAGAUUUGGAAACAAACCAGCCCCUGAUCUCGUCACCAAAAACUAGUGACGCAAUUAAACCAUGUGCACCAGUUCCCUGGAUUAAAGACACGCAAAGCAGAGAGUCCAGAGAGAUGACUUCUGAACAGGCGGAGCUAAGCUUACUCGAUAGGCAUGCCCAGGAACUGUCCGAGCUUGGCCUGGGACUAGACCAGGUGACUGAGCGUGAGCUGGAAAUGGCAAAGCGCCUGGAGGACUUCAUUAACCAAAGUCAGGACCAGAAUGCAAUACUGCAGGCUGAAAUGAAUGAGCUCCGGCAUCUGAUGGCUACACGAGAGGAGCAGCUUGCUAGCGCCACCUUCAGGUUGGGUGUGAUUGAGGAGGAGAGGGAGGAUGUUGAGCGCAAGCUGAAUGUCGCAAUUGCAGCAGCUGAGCGGAUGAACAUACUGGAGGAGCAGUUUGCCAGUUUGAUGAAGGACAUUCAUCACCUCAAUGAGACGUGCAACAAUGAACAAGCUGAUGAAAAGUAACAAAUUGUCAGUAGGCGAGAAAUUAGUUCCGAGGCCUUGCCACAGUUUGGUAUAGUUACAAUGUUCAAUAUAUAGUAAAUGAGUAUACCCCCACCAAGUAAGCUUUUCAGCCAUUUCUCGGUAAACAAAACUAAUCUAAACUUAGCUUUGCUACACUUUUAUUGGUAUGGAACAUCAAAUUAUUUUUUACCCCAAAAAUAAAAUGUUUUGAGUUCACAUUGACAAAUGGCUUAACAAUAAAAUUGAUCAUGGAGUAUAUUGUAGCAUUGUACCCCAUUAAAAUAAUUAUUCUCAAAGGAAAAACAAUGUUUUCUCCCAAAUCUCUGGGGGUGUACUCAUUUAUAUGAAGCACUGUAUAGAAGAUAAAAAUUCCCACAAAAUAGCAGUAGACAUACACUCAUCGGUCACAUUUGGUUCACUAACACAGUCUAAUGACAUCCAAAAUAAAACCUUUAAGAAUGGCGCCCUUGUGAAAACAAAAAUGGUCAGUAAGCUACAAGUUCUUGAGAGGGGUACAACAUAAGAUCAACCUCUCGGUAUAAAGACUUAUAUACUGUAUGCACCAGUCGCAUUAUGGGUACUUGCACAAUAAUAUCCAAUUUGGAGAUGUGUCAAAUAUUCUGCCUUUAUGAUGAUUGUGAUCUUCAGUUUAGAGUUUUAAUAUGACAAUAUGUUCAUGAUUGUAGUUGUGGCUUGCAAUGAGAGCUGUAUAUAAUCACAUGAGUGUCUCAUGUAACUAAUUCAGAUAACCAAAAUAUUCAACAUAGCUUUAAUUAUGAUGAGGCACAGUUUUACACCACUGCAAACUACAAGCAUGAACAUUUGAUCAAUUAAUAACUUUGGUAUUGUCAAUUGUGAGCAUUAUCUUUGUAAAGCCAGAAUGUUUGAGGUAUUGGCCUCUAUUUUCGUGACCCGCGUAUAUACAGUGCUGCACCUGGCCUAACUCUGCUAGCAGGCGGGUAAGACCCAGUGUUGGUAAUUUCAUGGACCGGCAUACAUCAGCGCAUUUAAGAAUGGCAGCUUUGCCCAGGUGUGGGCGUGUUCACAGCCGACUUCAACCCUGUCCAAUCGAAGUGGCUCAUUUCAUUCCCUUUAAUGGCAGCUAGCAAGUGCUGCACUGAUAGUCUUAGUGGAAGAAGGAACUGUUUUGCUCAAGACCGGGAGGUUGAAGCACACAAAGUACGUUUACAUGGAACUGCAAGAAGACCUCCACAGGCAGAUGAUGUAAAGGUGGCAAGGGAGGAGAGCACAGAUCUGUGCCGUGAAGUGGGCACUUGGAGACCGACCCUCCCCCAUAGUUUGUGUGCCUCCCCCAGCUGUGCCACAGCCAGUGGGAUAUUUAAAAAAAUAAAAUGAUAAUAAUAAUAUUAAUUCAAUGGUAAAUCAUUCUGAUGAUUAAUUUCUACAAUGAUUUAGAGCUGGGAUGUCAAACUCGUUGUAGUUCAGGGGCCACAUAGAGCCUAAUUUGAUGUUAAAGGGGGCGGACCUCUAAAACCAUACUGACAGUAACAUAAUAAUAAAUAACACGUUUUCCCUGUGUUUUAAUGCUAACCAAAACAAAUACAUGAUUAAAUAAGUAGAUUUAAUGACAUUUUUUAAAAUCCUUUUACAAAACAACUUCAUAUUUCUUGACAAAACUUUGCUUCAGUUUGUCACCUACGUGUGCUAACUGAUCAGAGUGAUUGCAUUUUAAAGCACAAAACUUUAAGUAACAGGUAUUUGGAACUGAAAAAUACAGUAUUGCACAUUGAAAUUAAAUCAACCUAUGAAGACCUAGGAAUUAUUAGCGCUCCGUUUUCUACACGAGUAUAAAAAUUCUCAAAAUUAUCCUUCCCACCGCUACAAUGUCUUAUGUAUUUUUCACUUUCAAAAUUCAUUCUGUCAGCCAGAUUGUACCCCUUAGCGGGUCGAUUUUGGCCUGCGGGCAGCAUGUUUGACACCAUUGAUAUAUAUAUGUAUAAAAACUAACUAUAAAUAUUGAAUAUUUAUUGAAUACAAUUAAACACACUAGGAAACAAGUAAAUUCUAAAAUCGCCAUAGUAUUUUGUGUGGCCUCUCUCACACUUUUAGUGUAUUUGCCAUAAAACAUGUUAUAUGUAAUUGUAUUGUACCUCAGAACCAUCCCUAGGAUUGUGCAUGACAAGCAAUUUCAAAAAGAUACUGAUAAUCCGAACAACAAAAGUUAUUUUACAACGUUUUAAGUAGCAGUAACAAGUCUCUUUAAAAGCUAAAUGAUUAAAAUGUUGUUAAAGUGAAAUUUUUUUUUAGUUGAAGAGGGGUAAAUUAUGUCAUUUUAACACAUUUUAAUCAUGUGCAACCGAUGUACAUGUUCAAAUUAAGCACAUUCAAAGGACUUUUUAUCAGUGUAGUGAAUGUUUGCUGUGCCAUGUUGGUUAUCCUAAAUACAGCACACACUAUAUGAGCAGUAAGAAGACAGCAUUUUUUUCUCCUCGUCCUCCGUGGGGUCUCUCACCUUUUAAAAAUCGGUAACAAAUUUAACGAUAUUUCAAAUCAUUAUGUUUGUAGCCCGCUACAGGAAAUAAACCUGUCAUAUGUUUUUGCAUUACACAGAGAGCAUUUGAAAAGAACUAAAACAUAUGCUAUAUUUAAUUAGACAUUUUAAAAAGUACAAUGGAACACAAGAUUGUUAAAUCAUUACUAAAUGAACACAGCUUUUAUGUACAAAGUAUAACUACUUUGUUUUAUCAAUUUAUAAUACUAUAGUGCAUCUGAGCACAAUGAUUUACUCAGCAAACAAUUAUUAGUAGAAACUACACGAUAAGGACCUUUGCUCUUUUACUACAAUUGGCUGAUCCAGUGUUCUCCUGAUGACUUGUCAGUUACAAACCUACCCAAGACUCACUUCAGCAUUCUGACAAAGAAGUCACUGGGGAUGAUUCCAGCCGCAAAGGUGACAACCAUGGCGAGUAACACCAAGCCACGACGUAAAAGCAUCUCUUUUACCGUAGGAACAUCUUUGACCAUGUUGGUUGCAGUGUCCUGCUGCUCCGGAAUCUGUAGGAGCGUGUGGUCCUCUGCAGUGCUCUCACGUCUUGGUGUAAGGGCAGGAAGCGGAGCCUGAUUAGUGUUUGAGUCUAGUUUCGGCAGACUAACACUUGACAUAUACUUCUUGAAGAUAUCAGCAUCAGAUAUCAACUGUUGCUUCCCACUAUGCAAGUAUAUAUUGUUGUGCACUUGAUGGCAAAUUGUAACUUUUUAAUGGGAUCUCCAAAUCUCUGUAUUCACCUCCAUGUUCUGUAAGCAACCAAUUACGAUAUUUUUAUUGUAUUUUUUGAAACAAUUUUCUGCUCAGGUACUUGCUUGCUGCAUGUCACUUUACUGAUAUCUAUUGUUAAAAACGGUGAAAAUGAAGUAUAGCUUUACAGCUGUCCUGGUUUAUUUGCCCAUGGUGAAAAUGAAUGAGAGGAACAGGGGUAUGUAAAAAGGGUAUUUUUCGAGUGUUUUGAGAUGUAAUAUUGGCUCUAUGGUGCCUCAGUAAUCAUGUCAAAUAUGAAUUAAAAUCGCCCACACGUUCCUCACUCACAGAUGUUUUUCUGUUGAGAGGCCUGAAAGCAGGUCAUUCGAAUUUCUCCAUCUUAUCUACGUCACUCGCGAAGGUCUCCACCUUCCCUUUCCACUCCCAAGCCAACGCUGUCAACAUAACAAACACGUGUGCGCUCACAAGUAAGUCUUCUACGCUGAGGCAAUCAAUCAGAGGAAAAGGUCUAGGCCAAAUAUGGACAAAGCAGACACAAAAGUGGGUCAAACAGAAGUAGCUGUCAGGGGGCCUUUUCUGGACAGUCGUAUGAUGAAACCAAGGUGCUUUUUGAAAUUAAAUUGACACUUGUAUACUAAGUCCAUGUUAUAGAGUAACUCUAUGGAGGUCUAAAUAGCCAAAAUAUGAGACCUUUAAAAAGUAUAAGACAAGAACAAAUCUAAAACACAGAUGUGUCUCCUUUGGAUGAGUAAACCUUUGCAACGAUUACGAUAGUGAACUGAAAACAUGUAGCUCUCUAACUUUGUUUAAAAAGAUGUUUAAAACAAGAGUGAUACUGUAAAGAAUCAGGUAUAAGGUGAAAAAAUGUGUAUGUACAUGUAUAUUGUGUGUCUAUUAUAUGUAUAUACUGUAUGUGCAUAUAAUAAAUAAACACAAAUAGAAAAUAUGAAGAUGAUGAAGCAGUUAGCAAUGCUAGCUGUUAUAUAGUGGGCUAUGUAUGUAUAUAUAUACUGUAUCAAUUGUUAAAAUUUCCGUUACACAUUGGAUGGACCUACUAUUUUUUGGAUAAUUAGAAUAUACUGCAAAUGAUUAGCUCCCUAAUUUAUUAUGUCAUUAUUACGUUACAUGGACCCGUUAAUUUAGCAUACCUAGAUUAUUAGAAUACUAUAUACGAUUAGCCUCCUAUAACAAUAAUAUCGUACAAGUAAAAUCUAUACUUUUAAGUACUAUUACACAAAGUUAAAUCUAUACUCGGAAAUAGGAGUAGGACCCAGUGCUGGGCGAUAUGGAGAAAAUCUCUCACAAUAUGGGCCAUUCUAUAUCAUAAUAACGCUACAAUAUAGUAUAUUUUCAGCUAUUCUAUGAAAGACUAUACAAUGUAGUAUGACUGCUUACUUUCACUCACUUUAUUUCAGAGUUACAUUAAACAGACCAGUCAAAAAUGAGAAAUGUAUCCACCAUCCAGUAGUGCUGCAAUUAGGGCUGAAGCUAUUGAGUAUUCUAGUAACCGAGUAUCCUACUAAGAAUGCUAUUGAAUGAUCAAGAAUUUGGAUCAAGUAUAUAUUUUUGGUUGGUUAAAGAGCAAUUCUGAAUACACAAGAAAAAAUAAGUUAUUUCCCUUAAUAAUGAAUGAUCAAUUGGUUUCCUUUUUAAGCUAAUCAACUUAUUUUCUGAAAUUAACAUUGUGCAUACGCAGCAAACUGCAUAGUUUGGACACCACACUGUAGGACAAGUGCAAAGUUAUGGCCCAUAUUGAGUAAAUGUGGGCCACACAAAAAUGGAGGAUGACCAGCAAAUGGCCCCCAGGCCUUAGGUUGAACACCAUUGUGGAAAUCUUUGCUUGAAAAUUGGAUGAAGGACGAUAAAAACGAUAGAAGACAAAUGGCACGAUAGAACGUUUUCUAUCGUCCCCACGAUAUAUAUCGCCGUAUCACCCAGCAAUAGUAGGACAUGAGGUUUUUUACUUUUUCCUACUCCUAUUGAACAUGUACAUUGUACAUUUUGUUUCAUUUGUUUUAGUUUUUCCAUUUUGUCUAUAGCCUGUUUGGGUUGAUUUGUUUCGUCAAUAAAGAUGUUCAAAAUGUUCAAGUCAAGUUUAUUACAUAAUUGCUACAUCAUGAUAUCCUCAUUAUUGCUGAAAUAAAUAUUCUAUAAUAUCGU
Phyllopteryx taeniolatus (common seadragon) is the source of this 8233-nucleotide messenger RNA. RefSeq names its product RAS protein activator like 3 (gene rasal3). The transcript is spliced from 17 exons. NCBI's taxonomy places the organism in Eukaryota, Metazoa, Chordata, Actinopteri, Syngnathiformes, Syngnathidae. Gene Ontology annotation, biological process: regulation of GTPase activity. The record is from RefSeq and is a predicted model, not a curated record. Bases 202 to 2856 code for a protein of 884 amino acids.